Fundulus heteroclitus (mummichog) is the source of this 909-nucleotide messenger RNA. It is a transcript of the gene cradd, whose product is annotated as CASP2 and RIPK1 domain containing adaptor with death domain. The transcript has 2 exons. Gene Ontology annotation, biological process: signal transduction; regulation of apoptotic process. NCBI's taxonomy places the organism in Eukaryota, Metazoa, Chordata, Actinopteri, Cyprinodontiformes, Fundulidae. Gene Ontology annotation, molecular function: protease binding; death domain binding. Bases 137 to 766 code for a protein of 209 amino acids. The record is from RefSeq and is a predicted model, not a curated record. Gene Ontology annotation, cellular component: CBM complex.
GUCGAGCACAAUAUCCCGGACACAGCUCCAGAUAUUAGCGGCUGGUCCCGGCGGAACCCGUUUCCAUUACCGGGACUGGUUCUGGUUCCGAAUGACCCAGUCGGCUGGUUCGGGCUGAGCGGUUCCGGCGGUUCUGAUGGAGCCGCAGCACAGAGCGCUGCUCCGGAAGUUCCGGGUGCAGCUGUCCGACCAGCUGCUGGUCAGCGACACCAUCGUUCCGCUUCUGUUCCAGGAGGGCGUUCUGACGGAAGCCCAGGUGGAACAGGUGGAGGGUCAGCUGACCAACAAGCAGAAGAACCUGAAGCUGCUGGACAUCCUGCCGAACCGCGGGCCCAGAGCCUUCGGCGCCUUCCUGGAGGCCCUGCGGGACUUCGGCUGGAUCCGAGAGCAGCUGCUGCUGGAGCUGCAGCGCUCAGCCGGGGGGCACACACCUGGCCCUGGGUCCACAGACGUUCCCGCCGCUCCGCCCCGGCUCCGCCUCCCGGACUCGGUUCUGCAGAAGGUUCCUUCGGAUCGGGAGCUGUCCCGGCUGGCCUCCAGACUCGGCGCCGAGUGGGAGGUGGUUCUGUUGGACCUGGGCGUGUCGUCUGAGGCUCUGUACCGUUGCCGCGCCGACCACAGUCUGAACACCCAGGCGGCGGCGCUGGCCGGCCUGGUUCUGUGGAGGCGGUCCGAAGGCCGGAACGCCACGCUGGGCCGGCUGCUCCGGAGCCUGGAGGCCGCCGACCUCCAUCCGUCUGUCCUGGAGGACGUCGUCAUGGGCUGAGACGGAACCGCCGGGUCCAGUCUGGCUUUAUGAAGAGCAGAACUUUGGUCCAAAGUCAGAGACUGAUGAGCUUUAUGUCCAUAAAUGUGCUGAAUAAUAAAGAUAAAGUCAGAACUUAAUAAAAAAUCUAUUUUUUUCUUCAG